AUGGAGUGUUUGCGAGAUGGCUUUGAGGAAGGACAUAUACUCAACGACCGUUUCGUGACCCUCGCUCCCCUCAACCAUGGCUCGUUUGGCAUGGUCUUCACUGCCACGGACAAGUUGACCGGAGCUGAAGUCGCUAUCAAAUGCAUCACCAAAGCAGACGCCGUCAAAGAUCACACCCCCUGCCCAGCUGCUAUUGCUACCGAUGAGCGUUCCGAGGAGCUCGAAAUCCAUUCUCGCCUGAGCUUGCACCCUCACAUUGUCAACUUGAUCCAUCACUUCGAGACCGCCGCCCACCAAUAUAUGGUUUUGGAGCUUUGCAACAAUGGCGACCUGUACGAGGCCAUUCGCACUGGCCGAGGACCCCUGGAGACCGAGCACGUCCGUGAUUUCAUGCUCGAGCUUGUCAACGCCAUCGAGCACCUGCACGUCAACGGAGUCUACCAUCGUGACAUCAAGCCUGAGAACAUCUUCCUUACCGCCGAUGGUGCCAUGAAGCUGGGUGAUUUUGGGCUGGCGACAACCGAAACCUGGUCGACAGAGUUUGCCGUGGGAUCCGAUCGAUACAUGGCGCCGGAGCAGUACGAGUCCUCGGUCUACGGGUUUGGGUACUCGCCUGCCUCUGCCGACGUCUGGGCCAUUGGUAUUGUUCUGCUCAACGUGCUCUUCCAGCGCAACCCCUUUGCAUCGCCAACUCCAAAGGACCCCUUGUUCUCGGACUUUGCUCGCAGCCGUGAAAGCCUCCUCGACGUCUUCCCGACCAUGUCGCAAGAUACGUACAAUGUCCUGACGCACUCCCUGGCCUUGGAUCCCGCCAACCGUUCACUCGGCGCCGUGCGGGAAGCCCUCAAGGCUGUGCGCAGCUUCACUACCGAUGACGAAGCACUCGAUGAGUUCUGCACCGAGCAAACCGACUUGGCUCCCGUUUCCACUGCCGCUCGCGAACCCCUCCGAACGCCGUCCAUCACCAGCCCGAACAUGACCGCCGACUCCUUCCCAUGGGCCGACGCUUUGCGCAAGACUCCCCAGAAGGCCGUCCGACAGCUCUCGACUAUUCGUGAUGAUGAGCCGGAUCUAUUCCCCGGUUCGUUCAAGAGCGAAGAAUGGCAAUACGUCGACGCCGACACUGAUGCUGAUGCUGACGGAGCAUCCCUGCAUUCCAACGUCGACUCUGGUCUUGGCAUGUCGUACAAGUCGGCAAGGUCUAGCAAGAGUAUCGCUUGGUCCCUCCCGGCCCCAUCCAACGUCCUUGGCUCUCUUCCAAUCACCUUCACCAAACCUGCUGGCAAGACCUCACCCUACGGUGCGCUUGGCAGUGGCUUUUCUAAAAGCUGGAGUGAUUUGUACGAAGAGGACUUUGAGAUGGAGGAGCAAGGUCGAGGAUCUUUCGACUUUGGCCUGGAGCUUGAAAGCGUAGGCACUGCUCAGCCAAGCACGCCUCAGCCGCAGACUCCGAGUGAGGAUGAUGGCGGAAGUGCUACGCCCCGGCCCAUCCUCGCAGAGGCUGAUGUCAAUGUCCGCGGCUCCGUCAGCCCUAUGAGGAGGGUCCUGGACAACGACAAUGCCACUGCUGAACUGCCAAAGAUACGCUCGUCGUCCAGCUUCCUCGUCGAUAAGUGGGCCAUGCUCGGGAACCUUCGCCGUGGUGUCAAGCAGGAGAGCUCGUCAACUACCCCAACUCCUAUCCCACAAAAGUCGAAGUACUCUGAUGCCUUUGCCAAUUUUUCGGCUUCGUUUGGCAGCAGCAGCACGAAGAAGCAGAAGCCCGCAAGCAAGCCUCGUGAGGAGGCGCCCAGCUGGCGCCAGGAUUCUCCCGAGAGGCUUCGCUCGACGACAAUGAACAAGAGUCAAGUCUGGGAACGCAAGGACAGCCCGCCUCAGCCUGCGCAAAGCUGGGAGCUCGACAACAACUGGCGCGACCAUCGGCGCCCAGCCAACACCAUCCCCUCUCCAUCACCCUCUCCAACCAAGAACCCCUCCGAGCGACCCGCCUACCUCCGCCGUCGCAGUGGGGAGAACUUCCUCGAAACCAUCCUCCGUCCCGCCAGCAACGCGGGCAGCGACGACGGCGACCUCCGAUUCGACAUCAACGGCGAUCUCGAAUGGGUUGGCAAAGUCCAACCAUUUCAUACUUAA
Messenger RNA from Neohortaea acidophila, 2133 nucleotides. RefSeq names its product kinase-like domain-containing protein. Gene Ontology annotation, cellular component: cytoplasm; autophagosome. Gene Ontology annotation, molecular function: ATP binding; protein serine/threonine kinase activity. The coding region runs from base 1 to 2133 and encodes 710 amino acids. The record is from RefSeq and is a predicted model, not a curated record. The transcript has a single exon. NCBI's taxonomy places the organism in Eukaryota, Fungi, Ascomycota, Dothideomycetes, Mycosphaerellales, Teratosphaeriaceae. Gene Ontology annotation, biological process: autophagosome organization; peptidyl-serine phosphorylation; autophagy.